This is a messenger RNA of Anopheles funestus (African malaria mosquito), 1456 nucleotides long. RefSeq names its product CBY1-interacting BAR domain-containing protein 1-A (gene Fam92). Lineage: Eukaryota; Metazoa; Arthropoda; Insecta; Diptera; Culicidae. Gene Ontology annotation, biological process: cilium assembly. The transcript has 5 exons. The coding region runs from base 49 to 1443 and encodes 464 amino acids. Gene Ontology annotation, cellular component: ciliary basal body; ciliary transition zone. The record is from RefSeq and is a predicted model, not a curated record.
UACGUCUGCAUAAUAAUAAUUAUAACCCAAACGUAACCCAAAAAAAAAAUGCUUCGCAGUGGAAACACAACGACGAUACUAUGCGAGGAACAAGCAAAAUUUAUCCUCGACCGCAUAAGCACGGUUGAGAAACAUUUCGGUGAGUUGUGUGGUGCGUUGGCGGAAUACACGCGCAAAAUAGCCCGGCUGCGUGAUAAAACGGACGAACUAGCGCACACAACGCAAGACUACUGCGAUGCGGAAAAGUUAAAUCCGACGCUUAGCGGAGCACUUUCCAGCAUGGCUAAGGCGGUAACGCUAAUGGGAGAUUUUCACGAUACGCGCGUGAAACGAUUGGAAACGAAAAUCGUUGCCGAGCUGUCCCAGUACGAAGCCGUAUGUAAACAUUGCAAGGAAGACGUGAAGGAAGCGCUGUUGGUGCGGGACAAGGAUUUGGCCAAGAGGAAACAGCUGGAACAGAGCAAAAGCCGUAACGGGCGGAUGAAGCGUAACACGAACGAUACGGAACUCAUUAAAUCGAAUCUGGAGGUCGAAAAAUCGUUAAAAGAGAUCGAACAUCAGGUCGAGCGGUUCGAGAAGCAAAAGUUGCACGAUCUGAAAGAAUUGCUGCAGAGCUUCGUGUUGAUUGAACUAAAGAUGCACACGCAAGCGGUGGAAGUCCUUUCUGCAACGUAUCAGGACAUAAGCGAGAUAGACGAGUCGAAAGAUUUACAGGCCGUACACAAGGAAUUAAAGAGACAAAAUCGGCAAUUUAAAAAAAUUCUUCAGCAAGAUACCGUCCCCGACCGUUACUUUCUACAGCGCAUCAAGAGCCAAUCGAUGGGUGCCCUUAACGCCACGCUGGCUGGAUUUAACGCUGGCCGUAAAAAUAAAAGCUUAAGCUCGAACUCGCUCAACUCGUCCCAGGAACAGGAGCAAGAAAUUGGCACGGAAUCUAUUGAACAGCAGCACACACAGAGAAAGAUUACAGCUGCGAGACGUUCAAACAAAACGUCGGUCCAAUCGAUCGAAUCGUUGGAUUCUUUAAAGCGUGAUUUGUCCUCAGCGUCCAGUACCUCAUCCGACGAAGAUGAUAGCGAGGACAGUGAAACGCUAACGGAUGAACAAUCGGACACUCUGGUAAAACCAGCGAAAGUAAGCGUUUUGAGCGAUCAUACGAAAAAGAGUCAGGGCAACAAUAUUCUUGCGUCUGUGAGGAAGUAUCGAAUCAAGAAUACGAUUAAAGCGAACGUUAACUAUCUAGAGAAGUCCCAGAACCGUUCCCUAGCGACCAGCCUUGUUGAAUCGAACCAAACUCUAUUAGGGACAGUAACUGUUACUAGCCUAUUACGUUCUAUUUACUGCUGGUUACAAUCGGUAACUAGCGGAAUCGUACCGUUACUAUGGUUAAAUGGAUUUGCUAACAGUGCCCUUCCUACUAUUUACGUACCAUUCCAACAUUGAGCAAUAUAUCUUC